AUGUCGGGAGAAGGCGAAAUUCCUCUCGUUCAAGGGGACGAAAAUGCUAGAGAAUCGAGCUCCUCAAUGGAAGGACGGUUGCGUCAGAUGGAGAGCAUGAAUGCUCGAUUAUUGGCUAUACUGGAGGCUCAGGGUCAAAGGUCUGAUGAUGAAGAAGGAAAAUUGUAUAAGAGGCUAUCAUCCCACAGGCCAAGAACCUACGAUGGGGAGCCAGAUCCGGUUAAGUUUGAGGACUGGAUAGCGUACAUGGAAAAGCUGUUGGAGAUCAUAAGUUGUCCUGAGCAUAUGAAGGUUAAGUUGGCUUCAUUCUACCUAGAAGGGCCAGCUGAGAUAUGGUGGAGGACUGUCAAGAAAAAUUUCCAGCAAUCAGACUACACUUGGGACAAAUUUCUGGAAACCAUACGUCAAAGGUUUUAUCCCCCAGCUCUACAGAAGAAGAAAGAGAGUGAGUUUCUAUAUCUCCGGCAAGGAAAGAUGACUGUGGUGGAAUACGCUGCAAAAUUUAUGGAGUUGUCUCGUUUUGCUCCAGAACUAGUCAGCUCGGAGAAAUUUAAAACAUCUCGCUUUUUCGAAGGAUUGAAUUUUAAGUACCAGAAGAGGGUGUGGUAUUACACCAACUAUUAA
This is a messenger RNA of Beta vulgaris subsp. vulgaris (sugar beet), 624 nucleotides long. RefSeq lists its product as uncharacterized. The transcript has a single exon. The record is from RefSeq and is a predicted model, not a curated record. Bases 1 to 624 code for a protein of 207 amino acids. NCBI's taxonomy places the organism in Eukaryota, Viridiplantae, Streptophyta, Magnoliopsida, Caryophyllales, Amaranthaceae.